AUAGGACGCUUUACAAGUUUGGAAUAAAUUUGUGUCCUUAUUUGUGAAAGAUGACACACUAUACAAUAAACGAGGUGACAUCAGAAAAGUCCGACGUAACAUUUCGUGGAAUACCGUACGCUGACGCCGACCGGACAGGGCAUUGGAGUAUAUGGGCGAUAUCACUACUCUUUCAAGCUAACAGAGCAGUUGGUAUGACGAAUUCCUUCAUGUAUAUGGACAAAUUGCUCACAAAAAACGUCGGGCAUGUAAUAACAAAACAGAUAUUAGACAUCAACCCGCUGGUUUAUAGAUACACGUACAAAACACCUAUCAGAUUGAGAUUUUUAAUGGACAUCAAGGAGAUCGGAAACUCUUCCAUAAUCUUCGGUACUGCUCUAUACGAUGAAGAGACUGGACUAAAACUUGCUCAGAAUUUGCUCAAAUUUGUACAGAUCAACACAGAGACUAGGAAGUCAUUGCCAUUUCCAAGCUGGUUUCAAACUAGUUUGUCUCACCUCAAAAUGACAGGGAAGUAUACCAGCCUAAAUAGAACCACCCUUCCUGAAACACCUGAAAACUAUUUCCGAUGGAAAGUUAUUGUUCGCUACAGUGAUCUAGAUAAAAACAUGCAUUCUAAUCAAGCCACUUACCUAAAACUUUUCAUGGACUGUGCUACCAAAGCAUCAACAUCAGGAUAUUAUCGCCAUUUUAAAACUGAUAUGUGCUGGUUUAAUGUGGAACAUGUUGCUAUUAAUUAUAUUGGAGAAAGUUUUGUGGAUGAUGAACUUGAGAUAUAUACCUGGCAAGACAAUUCAGAUGAUUCUAAAAUAUUCUUUUCAUGUUGUAAAGACAAAAAACAGAUUACCUUUGCAGAGUUCAAGUAUGGAAUAGAAAGAACUAAGCUUCUUUCAUCUGCAAAAUUAUAGCUUCAUCAAGGAACACAUAACAAUAUAAUUAAGGUGGUACAUAACACUACAGGGAGAUAACUCUGUAAAAAUCAGCUAAACAUUUUAAUCAUGUUCUAUUGUUAAGGAAAUAUUAAGCUUCUCAAUGAUCAAAAUUAGUGUUUGUCAAACUGCUAUCAUGGCUAAAUAUCCAAUGAAUUUUUUCCGAUAAAGUGUGUGGUUCAAGUUUUUUGAAAGUUUUAUAUUUUUGUCAAAGGGUCAUAAUAAAAAUUUUUGUCAAAAUUUUAUGAUACAUGUAAUUAAACGAGCCAAUUUAAUUUUAUUCAAGGUGUUUGGUACCACCUUAAAUAAUUUCUAUUUUACUAUUCAUUGAAUGUAUUGGAUUAUUAUUAAUUUAAUCAGAUAGACAAUAAUUAUAAUUUCCAGUGCUCAGUCAGGGGCGGAUUCAGGCGGGGGUGUGGCGGGCGUGCACCCCCCCCCCCCCCCCCUAAAAUUUGCAAAGCAUGAGUUGUCCUCAGCCUAAUUCUCGCUAAUUUUACCACAAAAUAUUUUAAGUUUGAGCCCCCCUAACCUAUUAUCCUGGAUCCGCCCCUGUCAGUCAAGGACUAAUAAUUAACAUGUUAUGCAAUUUGUGCACUUUUAUAUAUUUUAUAUGUUUUAAAACAAUUGAAAAUACUCACUCAGGUUUAUCAUGUUUAUAAUCAAGAUAAAUAAGAAAUUAAAUUUAUGAAUACUUAA
Mytilus californianus (California mussel) is the source of this 1625-nucleotide messenger RNA. RefSeq lists its product as uncharacterized. Lineage: Eukaryota; Metazoa; Mollusca; Bivalvia; Mytilida; Mytilidae. Bases 51 to 908 code for a protein of 285 amino acids. The transcript has a single exon. The record is from RefSeq and is a predicted model, not a curated record.